AUGGCCUCCCGCAUCCUCCUCCGCCCGCUCACCAAUACCUUCGCCAGCACCCUCCUCGUCUCCUCCGUCCUCGCAGCCCCCUUAUUGCUUCAACCCUACCGCCGACCACUCCUACUCGACUCUGCGACCGCGUCUCCGCUUUCUUCCAGAGACUGGUCGUACUCGCAGUAUCAGCGCGAUGCCCAGGUGCCGGUGACAAAGAACGGGAGGGUGAAUCCGGCCGUGUUCAAGCAGAUUAGUGCUGGGAGCAUAUUGGGGCUCCUCGGCGGAGUGGCCAUUAGUGUGUUCUCGAAACCGCUGGCGUUGAUAAUCGGGCUGCUGGUUUUCGGGCUACAGGCUGUCGAAUCGAGCGGGCUGCACAUCAUACCGUACAACAGCAUGCAGCGAUACGUUAAGAGCGUCAACCUACGAUCAGCAGUACUCGACAAUGUGGCGUUCAAGCUCUCUUUUGGUGCAACGUUUGCGCUGGCGGCAUUCGCCGAGUUUUAG
Molecule: messenger RNA, 489 nt
Organism: Coniosporium apollinis CBS 100218
Lineage: Eukaryota; Fungi; Ascomycota; Dothideomycetes
Exons: 3
Coding region: 1-489 (162 amino acids)
Source: RefSeq, a predicted model, not a curated record